UCGUGCGGUGCACUUCGCCCGAUAUGUCCGCCGUUAAGGUCCACAUUUGCUCGGCAGGAAUGCAGUAGGCGGGGCUGCCAAGCUAGUGUCAAACUUUGGGAAUGACAGGAGUGCUGCAGGAUCUGCUAAGAAAGGGAAGUGUCGCCUUUGUUGGCUGUGUUUGGAUAACUUCUUUUUUUCUCGCACCGUGUCUGGGUUCACAACCAAAACGGAGAGACACUACGGUCUCAGUAGACUCUUGAACCACCAUGUCGGAGGACCCGAGCUCCCAACCCUGGUCCAUCAACAGAGAUGAUUAUGAGCUACACGAGGUGAUUGGAAGUGGGGCCACCGCUGUGGUUCAAGCGGCCUACUGUAUUCCCCGAAAAGAGAAGGUGGCCAUCAAACGGAUCAACUUAGAGAAAUGCCAGACCAGCAUGGACGAACUCCUGAAAGAGAUCCAGGCCAUGAGCCAGUGCCACCACCCAAAUAUAGUGACUUAUUACACCUCCUUCGUUGUAAAGGAUGAGCUGUGGCUGGUUAUGAAGCUGCUCAGUGGCGGUUCUAUGCUGGAUGUGAUCAAGCACAUCAUCUCACGUGGGGAACACAAGUCGGGCGUCCUCGAUGAAGCCAGCAUCGCCACCGUGUUGAAGGACGUACUGGACGGUCUGGAGUACCUGCACAAAAACGGACAGAUUCACAGGGAUCUUAAAGCCGGGAACAUUCUGCUUGGAGACGAUGGUUCGGUGCAGAUAGCAGACUUCGGCGUCAGUGCCUUUCUAGCUGCUGGUGGAGACAUGACUAGAAACAAAGUGCGGAAGACGUUUGUGGGAACCCCGUGCUGGAUGGCCCCAGAGGUCAUGGAGCAGGUGAGGGGCUACGACUUCAAAGCAGAUAUCUGGAGUUUUGGGAUCACCGCAAUCGAGCUUGCCACAGGCGCCGCACCUUAUCACAAAUACCCACCCAUGAAGGUCUUAAUGCUGACCCUGCAGAACGACCCACCAACUUUGGAGACCGGCAUCACGGACAAGGAAAUGGUAAAGAAAUAUGGCAAAUCCUUCAGGAAGAUGAUCUCUUCGUGUCUACAGAAAGACCCAGAGAAAAGGCCAACGUCAUUGGAGUUGUUGAAGCAUAAAUUCUUCCAGAAAGCUAAGAACCAUGAAUUCUUACAUGACAGACUACUGCAAAAGGCACCCACAAUAACGGAGAGGUCAAAAAGGGUGCGCCGGGUGCCAGGUUCCAGCGGGCGUCUCCAUAAAACGGAGGAUGGCGAGUGGGAGUGGAGUGAUGACGAGCUCGAUGAAGAAAGUGAAGAAGGCAGAGCAGCUGUUGCAGCUUUGAGGUCGCCAAGAGUGAAGGAGGGACCCGAGAACUCAGAGAUGUUCCAGACUCCAGAGUCUUUCACCAGUCAACUGCAGUUGGUGGAUGCAGGUCAGACUGAACUACCUCAGCCCCCACCUGUCAACACUCAACCCCCCGGUGAGGCUUUGCUCUGCGUUCCUCCCACUCAGAUUUCCUCGUCCUCGGGCAAUGUUCAGUCUCCCAUCAGUUUAGUCCUGAGGUUAAGAAACUUAAAAAAAGAACUAAACGACAUCCGCUUUGAGUUUAUGCCAGGGAGAGACACAGCAGAUGGCGUCUCACAGGAGCUGGUGUCUGCAGGUCUGGUGGAUGGGAGGGAUGUAGUUAUAGUUGCUGCAAAUUUGCAGAAAAUAGUUGAUGAGCCUCAAAGCAAUAAAAGUGUCACUUUCAAACUGGCCUCCGGAACUGAGGAGGUUCCAGAUGACAUCAAGCUGAUGGGCUUUGCUCAGCUCAGCAUUAGUUAAACUGUUGCUCUACUUGGAACCGUGACUUGCCUAAAAAAAUGUGAAAAUAAAAAAAAAAAAAAAAAAAAAAGAAAAGACAAAAUUUGUUUCAUGCAUUUCCUUUCCUUUCCAUGGCUGUAAAGAAACCACUACUGCCAAAGAAAAACCAGACCAGUACAGAACAGCGCCUGGUUGGAGUCGGGUGGUCAGCAGAUGUUUCGUUUGUUGUGAGAAUCACACAGGAAAAGUUUACAGUGUACUUGUAGAAGAGUGAAAGCAUCUACACGUAACUAUUUAAUCAUUCUGGCUUUCCUCACUCUGAUAUUUUCUUUCUAACGUGAUGCAUUUGCACAAUCCGAACUAAAGCCCUUGAAUCCUAAUAAAUGUAACAAUGCCUUAGGUUCAUCAGAACUACUAAAUGCACGAAGUGGGAAUAUUCCCCGUUAUCUGUUGUCUGAAGUGUCCACAUGUCCACAUGCGGGUGCUGCUGCCAAACAUUUCACUUUAUUUUGAAAGGUCACAAUCGUUUUACAGGAUGUGAUCCGUGAGAAUGAAAAAUGCCAGGAUGCCCCAUCUUUACGAUUUUAACUUAAAAAUUAGGAUUUUCUUUCUAUUAAUAUUAACAGUGACAUCUAAAAAAAAAAUUGUUAGAAAAGUAAAAAUGAAUCAUUUUGGUAGAUUUUCACAUUAAAAAGGCAGGAUUUUAGCUUAGCAAAAACUACAAAAGUGGGCAGACACAUCACAAACAGGAAGCCUUGUGUUUUUUGAAACAUUUAAUUGGUAUGUCUGUUGCUUACGCAAUUCUGUCAGAUGAAAGGUUCUGUUUGGUCAAAAGUGGCUCCUGAAUACUAAAAAUUAAGGUAAAAUGUUGUGCAGCAGCUGAAACUUUGCGUCUUUGAGGAAACAGUUUCACAUAAUCUUAACGAGAAAAAGAUUUGAGUGCAAAUUCGUUUUUGUGAAUGAAAAGGUCUGAUUUCUAGUGUGUAAAUAAAACAUUAAGCUUCUUUUUUGGUCUGAUUAAGUCGCCAAAGUUUCUUUUUUUUUUUUUUGGCCUAGAGUUUCAGCCCUCUGCUGUGGUCACAAGCUGACGCUGGCGCAGCCUCACACAAAUUAAAAAGUGUCGCAUUUUUUAUCCUUUUGCCUUUAAAAAGAAAAUUCUACUGUGGUGCCAAAGCUGUCCUGAAACACCUCCCUGCAGUUUAAGCGAACCUCUCCUGGUUUCUUUGAGCUAUUAUACAACUUCAAACACCUGUUCUGCCCUUUUUUAUUUUUUUAUUUCAUUAAGCAAAAGCCCAGCCAUGAUUGUAAACCAUAUGAAUGAUUAGCUUUGAAUUGUGAUGGAAAAAAGGGCAGUUAAGAGCACAGAUGUUGCACAUGUGACUGCCUUUUAUUGUGAAAGUAAAUGUGUCUUGCAGUUUGGCUGGAAACAAAACCACAGCAGGAGAUUCAUUUAUUGUUCCACUGAAAUGUGAAGAUCUCAGAUCCCAGCAAGGUUUUAAUAUUCGGUUGGUUUUAAUGAUAGUGUCAUAACUCUGCAGUUGCCAUAUUAAAUGAAAUGUAAUAAAAAAAAAAUUGUCUUGCAGAUGAAAUGUUUAGGAGGGGAAAUGUUGUAUUUUGAUUAUGAAGAUGUUAAAAGCCUUAAACAGAUAAUGAAGCCCCCCCCCCCCCCCCCCCCCCCACACACACACACCCCAACCUUUUUAUUUGGUUUAUUUUGAAGUUUUGUUUCAGACCUUUAUUGUCUGCCUGUCACAUGUAAAGAUUUACUGGAAUAAAGAUCUACAGAUUGAUCUUGUGUUUCA
This is a messenger RNA of Oryzias latipes (Japanese medaka), 3583 nucleotides long. It is a transcript of the gene oxsr1b, whose product is annotated as oxidative stress responsive kinase 1b. Gene Ontology annotation, biological process: intracellular signal transduction; negative regulation of potassium ion transmembrane transporter activity; peptidyl-threonine phosphorylation. Lineage: Eukaryota; Metazoa; Chordata; Actinopteri; Beloniformes; Adrianichthyidae. The record is from RefSeq and is a predicted model, not a curated record. Gene Ontology annotation, molecular function: ATP binding; protein serine/threonine kinase activity. Gene Ontology annotation, cellular component: cytoplasm; cytosol.